Schistosoma mattheei is the source of this 2571-nucleotide messenger RNA. NCBI's taxonomy places the organism in Eukaryota, Metazoa, Platyhelminthes, Trematoda, Strigeidida, Schistosomatidae. The record is from the annotation of a GenBank genome assembly.
AUGGAUUGUAUGACUUGUCAUCGCAUUAAUUUUUAUGAAUACCAACCGUCACCGUUUCUAUGUUUAGCUCGCAGUAAAUGUGGUUUAAUUGCUGCUGGCAGGUCAAAUGGUUCGGUGGAUGUGUAUGAUGAAAACCGAGACUUUUUCAUUGUUGCACAUUUUCCACGCCGAUUAUGUUGUUCAGUUGAAUCUGUAGUUUGGAUGCAAUCAAGAUUAUUUUGCACAGGUGCACUGGGCCGUCUCGUAGAGCUUGAUUUACAGGCUUCCAGCAUCAAGGGGUCUUGUUUGUUAGUAGGAAGUCCAGUUGCUCGAUGUAUGACGGUCUUCGAGGAUAACAUAGUUGUGGGCAAUGACGAAGGGUUUAUUACGUUUUUUUCAACCGACAAAACAGAUCCAGCUCCUAAUUUUACGAUCCCUAAGCUCUCUGGGAAAAUUUUAUCUGUAGCUUGUACUCAUCAAGACAAAGGCAUUUUGGCAACAGGCACUAGCACUGGCUCUCUUCUCCUGAUAUCUAUUCGUGAUGGUGUAUCCAAAGUAAUGUUUACCCUAACAGAAUCGAACAAAGCCUGUCUUAUCUGGGCUCUAUUAUUCGCUGGUGGAUUUUUAUUUUCUGGAGAUAGUAGAGGCGUGGUGUGUAUUUGGGACAUAUCUGUCGGCGGCCAUGGUGGGGCAGAUGCUAUUGUACGGAGAUUCGAAUUCUCUUUAUCUGAAACUGGAGAUGGUCAGUGGCAAUGUAGUGGUAUAAUUAGGGGUUCUAGACGUGAUAUUCAUGGGCUAGCCUUCAUCCCAGGUCAUCAUCAUGAUCCUAGCGCAGAAUCUUCCUUUUCAGAUGUCCGUUUUGAACCUCAUCGUCUUCUUGCUGUGGGACAAGAUGCAUGUCUACAAGUAAUGCCAUGUGAAUCAAUCGAAACGGGUGUUGGAGUCCUUGCUUUGGCUGAAAAGACUUUGGCUGUCAACGUUGGAAGACCUCAAGAUGAACAGAAAGCAGAUAAUGGAUAUGUCGCUGCUCUCCCAUUUUGGCCUGCUUCUGUUGCACCCUCGCGUCCAUCACCAGGAUGCUUUGUAACUUUGCCUAUAGGAUUAGUACAUGGUGCUUUUGGUGGUCAGGCUGGUGCAUCUCGUCAUUUAUGUCUUCUGCACUACCCAGAUAAACUUUGUUUAGUACGUCUUGGUCAACCACUCACAUCUGGUCGUAAGAAAGUUUUUGAAAAGUUUUAUUCUAUGAAUCUUGGGCCACUUCAGGUAGUAGAAAUUCAUCCAUCUAAGGGUAUGGAAUUUAUUAAAUCUAGUUUAUCUCCUUGUGGAUCUUUCAUUGUCUACAGCGAUUUCAAACGAACUCGACUGCUGAAAUUAGAUGUGGCAUUUAAGAAUAAAGGAAGAAGUUUCUGUUUGUCAAAAGCAAAAGUGAAACCAGUUGAAUGGGGUAGUAGUUCACAUGAUUCAAUUUGUAGUUCUACAAAAUCUCGUAAUAAGCGAAUACGUUUGGAUAGUUGGAGCAAAUCGUCUUCAAAUACAUCAUCUUCAGAGACAGAAACAGACACAGAAGAAAUUCUACAAGACUCGGAUAUCCUGCAAUAUUUCACCAUGGAUAAAUCAUUCCAGUCAUCGGGUGGGCAGGGUCAACGUAGGUUGUCUACUGAGGAUUUGUGUGAUUUGCCUGGCUCAGAGCAGAAGAAAUUAAAUGCGACAACUAUUCCACCUUCGUGUUUGAUGGCUUUUACUCCCAAAUCAGAACACCUGUUAUUGGUAACCCAAAAGCGUGGAAAAUUUAUUUGUAUAUCUGUAGAGAAUGGCAGUAUUUUGUGGGAUCGAAACAUCGGUGAAGAUGAUGAGUUACAUGUUCGAGCCCACAUAGUGUCUGUUUCAAAUAUUCUUACCGAUUGUGGUUACUUAGUUGGACUUGGCUGUUCUGAUGCACGUGUACGCUUAUAUGAUUCGCCAACUGGUUCUAUCCUGUUCACGUGUUCCUGUAUUGAUUCAGUCAGUGGUCAUUCACCUUUACCGGUAUCAAUCGCAUUCCCAAGUAUUAUCAGCGAACAAUCUGCCGAAUCGCCAAUAACUACAUUACCCAAACAUCGUUUCUCAGUAUUGUACACAAAUGGUCAAUUAAGAGAGUGGAAGAUAACUAUAAAACAGUCAAAUAAUGUAAAUAAUUCUGAUGAGUCGGAUCAUACUACAAGUCCUCCAGUCCCAACAAAAAGUAUAAUUGGUGUUGGACUAAACAAAUGGCUCGUUAAAUUUUGGCGUACUAUGGGUGAGGAAAUUUCACGGAGUCUAGGAGUAUUUCAUAGUGUAGAUUACAUUGAACCCAAUAAAUGGCUGUUAGCUUCAAAUCGAUUUUUAGUUGUUUUGGUUUCUCAUAAGAAUUAUGAACUUGGAAUGAUCAAGAAGAUCCUUACUUACAAGAGGACUGCUGAUGACGACUACUGUUUGUAUAUUUGCGAAAAUGUCAAAAACAUAAUUCAAACAAAAGUUCUAUCAGAAUCAGAAAUCGCAGUUGUUUCGAUCGAUUCUAGAAAUAUAACUUCUCAACUGGCUCCACCAUUACAGAGGAAAUUAUACGGGACAUGA